ACAUCUGCCAUUUGGUUGUUUGCUCCAAAAUGGACCCUCCUAUGAUGUUGCCCUAUUUGCCUACUAUUAAUGCUCCCAUUAUGUACCCCAUGGAGUACCAGAACUUUGGAGCUCAGAACUUUGGGACCCAGAACCCUCAUUUGUCCUACAACUAUAAUAAUAGUUUGGCCAACACUUCAUUUGCUGCUGCCAAUCCAUUCGGAAGCGCUGCCGCCACCUACACAGCUGCAGCUGCAGCUGCAGCUGCCGCCGCCGUACCUCAUCCGGGCACCCUCCAGACAUCCACCGCUUACACCCCCCAACUGUUUAUGGAGAAGAUUUCUGCAUUCUUACCAGCGCCACCACUCGUCAAAGUACCGAACCGACCUAACUUCAAUCAGCAGAUGCAACAAAAACGCAGUAAGAGAAAGUCCAAAUUCACUGUGCAACAAGACGAAAUGAUUAUAAACCUCAAACGCAAUGGUAAGAACUGGGUGGAAAUCGCCGAAAUCACCAAAGUGGGGUCGUAUCUUGCUGCCCGGAAUCGCUACCAGGUGAUAAUAGGGCAACAAGGAAACAACAACUCUUCCAGCUGGAGUCUGGAAUUGAACUUGGCUCUCAAGAAGCUUAUCGACAAAUACGAAGUUGAGAAGUGGAAAUUUAUUACCAAGGAGCUCAACAAGAUCUUCAAUCGGGAUUUUGAUUACAAGGAGGUGCAGCUGCUUGUGCAGUCGAUGUUUGAGGCUAAUCCUUAUUCAUUCAAGGUGAAUGAUGAGCUCAUUCACGAGUUAGUGAAAGAGAAGAAGAUUACAGACAAGGCACAUGAGAGUGUGAAGAACAAUGAUUUUGAUGAUUUUUUGAAUUAUCAGAUUGAUAACGAAUAUAAUGAUUUGAUGUGAAUAGACCAAUACAUUAUUUAUUGGUACGGUGUUAUUAUGUGGAGACAAUUUUUUUGAUAAGCUUUGUUCGUAUUUAGAGUAGAUGUGAGGGCUGGAAAAUAUUUUAUUUUUCAAAUUUCUCGUGUUUGACAAUAGUGAACAAUAAGAAGGGUUUCGACUCGGCGUUUUAGGCUGGGAGGAGCUGUGGUAAUUU
Messenger RNA from Yamadazyma tenuis ATCC 10573, 1071 nucleotides. It is a transcript of the gene AAF1, whose product is annotated as C2H2-type transcription factor AAF1. The record is from RefSeq and is a predicted model, not a curated record. NCBI's taxonomy places the organism in Eukaryota, Fungi, Ascomycota, Pichiomycetes, Serinales, Debaryomycetaceae.